This is a messenger RNA of Phasianus colchicus (ring-necked pheasant), 1875 nucleotides long. It is a transcript of the gene BAG1, whose product is annotated as BAG cochaperone 1. Gene Ontology annotation, cellular component: nucleus; membrane; cytosol. Gene Ontology annotation, molecular function: protein-folding chaperone binding; adenyl-nucleotide exchange factor activity. Gene Ontology annotation, biological process: protein stabilization. The record is from RefSeq and is a predicted model, not a curated record. NCBI's taxonomy places the organism in Eukaryota, Metazoa, Chordata, Aves, Galliformes, Phasianidae.
CUGGCUCCAGCCCCAGAAGCACCCAGUGCUUUAGCAAGGCUGCACUCACACCAGGCUUGCUUUUCCUGUGGUUCUCCUCCUGACAGGAGUUACUUGGCAGUUAAUUAUGGUCAGAUUUUUGGGUGGUCCUGUGAGGAGUUGGACUCAACAAUCCUUAUUGGUCCCUUCCAACUCAGGAUAUAUUCUAUCAUUCUAUGAAUUAGUCUCCUAGCAAUAAAUAAUCAAAUAAAAACUUCUUUUUCCCAUUAGCUCACGAGUUGUAAGCACGAGACUACUGUAAUGCUGAAGAUGAGUUCUCACACCAUGAGCUAAACCUUAAUUUGAUGGAAAAGCUAAUUUGUGAAGCCACGCUUGGGCGCACAAACGUCUGUACAAAGCGAGCUCUGGCCAGCAACAGGUGCUUUUUACAGAGCAGCGUGGAGCUGCAGUCAGAAGCCGAGAGUGCCGUGUUCCUACGGGUCUCAGCAGCGCCGCUCUCCCACGACGCACAGCCCCGUACCACCAGGCAACAUGGCGGAUGAGGGCCGGCCUCUCACUGCGUGCUCUCGGAAGUGACGUCACUCGUCAGCUAGACGGUACUGAUGGGCGGGGCCUCGGGCGGAAGUGACGCGAUAGUGGUGCGACUGGGCCGGUUCCCGCCGACGGCUACUCUGUGGCGGUGCGAGAUGGCGGUUCCCGGGGCCCCCGUUACUGUCACCGUCACGUACAGUAAUGAAAAACACAAUAUUCAGGUUGCUUCUCAACAGGAAGAUGGUGAGCCUACGCUACAAGACAUGGCUGUGCUUAUAGAACAAGUCACUGGUGUUCCAGUUUCUUUUCAGAAACUUAUAUACAAAGGGAAAUCUCUGAAAGAAUUGGAACAGCCAUUGUCAGCACUUGGUGUUAAAAAUGGUUGCAAAGUCAUGUUGAUUGGGAAAAGGAAUAGUCCAGAAGAAGAAGCUGAAUUAAAGAAGUUAAAAGAUCUGGAGAAGUCAGUGGAGCAAAUAGCUAAUAAGUUAGAGGAAAUUAAUAAAGAGUUCACAAGUAUCCAGAAGGGUUUUUUAGCAAAGGAUCUGCAAGCAGAAGCUCUAAAACAGCUGGACAAGAGGAUAAAAGGAACUGCAGAGCAGUUCAUGAAGAUCCUGGAACAGGUUGAUGCCAUUAAUCUGCCAGAGAACUUCAAUGACUGCAGACUGAAAAAGAAGGGAUUGGUGAAAAGGGUCCAGGCUUUUCUUGCCCAGUGUGAUACUGUUGAAGGAAAUAUUGGACAAGAAAUGGACAAGCUACAGUCAAAGAAUUUGGCACUGGUAGAAUGAGGCAUUACCCUUCAUAAUUAGGAAACAUAAUUGCUCUAUGAGCAAGAAAAAAGUUUGCUCUUUGUUUUGGAGCACAUAUUCAGCUUUUUUUGUUUUUUUAAAGCCCAGUCUUUUAGACUGGUAGUAGUCAAUUAUUUCUUGCUGGUUGUCUUGUUUGCCACUUGGUUAGGCCUACUGUUUUGAAAAGAAUAUCCUUCCUGAAGAAUUGCAGAAAUAAUCUUUGUGGUGAAUUAUGUAUCUUAUGGACAAUUGUUUAGUUAACUAUGUAACAGAGUUUGCAAUGAUGGGCAAUAUUUUCUGAUAUGUUUUUGAAUUUAUUUACAACUUAAAUGAAAGAAGGUCUAUAACCAUACAAGUGCCAUAUGUUGCAAUUUUAGGACUUCAACUUGAUUGAAAAAACACUGAGACAAUAUCUGGGAAAAUUCAACAUUGUAGUAGACGGUUCAGAGCAAUAAGAAAAACCCUACACAUUUAUAUUACUUAAUGUUUGUAUGCAUUUAUAAAUAUAAGGAAGCUUGACUAUAAGGGAGUCGUACCUAUUUUAGCCUUAAAUUGUCAUAAUAAAUGGAAUGUACUGUAA